This is a messenger RNA of Fundulus heteroclitus (mummichog), 506 nucleotides long. It is a transcript of the gene micos10, whose product is annotated as mitochondrial contact site and cristae organizing system subunit 10. The transcript has 4 exons. The record is from RefSeq and is a predicted model, not a curated record. Gene Ontology annotation, cellular component: mitochondrial inner membrane; MICOS complex; mitochondrion. Lineage: Eukaryota; Metazoa; Chordata; Actinopteri; Cyprinodontiformes; Fundulidae. Bases 78 to 305 code for a protein of 75 amino acids.
CAGAAUUCCGACAGUCCGCGGAGGCAGCACCAAGAGCUGCAUUCUGAAACCUUUAGCCAGGGGCGAGCUAAGUCAGAAUGUCUGAGAAGGAGCUCGGGAAAAAGUGGGACCGCUGCCUGGCAGACGGUGUCACUAAACUGGGUACCGGCCUGGGGUUAGGAAUUGUGUUUUCUGUCCUGUUCUUCAAAAGACGGACGUGGCCCAUCACAUUAUUCUCAGGAGCUGGACUUGGCAUGGCGUACGCCAACUGUCAGAAUGACCUGAGGUCGCACUAUCUGCUGCACAGAAGCGAAAAGGAGCAGUAACUACAACCCAUCAUGUUGCUUUUUUAAUCUUAUUUUUGCAAUGAUUUGUUCAUGCUGUUGCGGUGUCACAAAGUUUGCACCACGCUACAGUGAGAUUUUUGUCUUCCAUUGGAUGACCCGUCCCCAAAAAAUGAUUGUAUGACUUAUAUCUGCCUGAUCAGAGCGACCUGUGUGUAUUUAAUAAAAUAAUAAUCAACCAUG